CUGCUUUUAUUCUUUUUAAAGUCAUAUGUACCACCGAUCACAAUAAAAGAAGAAUCUGUGCAUUUUGUGAAAAGAAGCGAUGACGAUAUUGGGAAUCUAAAUUGGCCAUUGUUUUUCGUGCAGAUUCAGAGCGAUGAGUUAUUGGACAUAAUUGAUCGAGAUUUGGAUUGCCCUUCUGCUCAUGAAAUGAUGUCAAAAGAAAAUAUUGAACUUGGCACUUUAUGUGUUUCAUAUUGCAAAGCAUAUGAAUCAAUGUUUCGCGCGGUUAUCACAAAAAUAUAUCAUGAAGAGGUGGAAGUUCAUUAUAUUGAUUAUGGUAACUACGAAAGAGUUUCCUACAAGAAUCUUCGUUCUAUAAUGAACUUGACGGAUAUUAUUAAGACUCAUCCAGCCAUGGGAAUUCCGUGUUUGCUAUCAAAUUUUGACGAGAUAAACGAAAUUUCUGAUAUAAGCAUGAGCAAUGAAGAAAUUUUGCAAUUGCAAUACGCUGUUUCGUGCGAACGACCAUUCUUUAAAUUAAAGUUUCUUCGUAAGCGAAUAGAUAAUAUUAUGGUAGUCGAAUAUGUACCAAUUGUUGGAAACUCAUAA
This is a messenger RNA of Thelazia callipaeda (thelaziosis nematode), 588 nucleotides long. The record is from the annotation of a GenBank genome assembly. Lineage: Eukaryota; Metazoa; Nematoda; Chromadorea; Rhabditida; Thelaziidae.